Aphis gossypii (cotton aphid) is the source of this 2037-nucleotide messenger RNA. RefSeq names its product probable G-protein coupled receptor CG31760. The record is from RefSeq and is a predicted model, not a curated record. Gene Ontology annotation, biological process: G protein-coupled receptor signaling pathway. The transcript is spliced from 8 exons. Gene Ontology annotation, molecular function: G protein-coupled receptor activity. Lineage: Eukaryota; Metazoa; Arthropoda; Insecta; Hemiptera; Aphididae. Gene Ontology annotation, cellular component: membrane. The coding region runs from base 125 to 1966 and encodes 613 amino acids.
AUGGCUUUAAUUGAAAGGACAUUAUUAAGGCUUUGUUUUAUUUUUACUGAGAAUUUAAUGAUUCGAACAUUUCAGCUGUAACAGUUGAAUUAUUUAAGUCUUGCAGGAAUGACAAGUUGUUCUGAUGAUACCACGUUUGUUACAGUUUAGUGUUUUAAUUUUAUAUGUCUCUGAAAUUAUUUCCGGCUCAACAUAUGAGCAACUGGGACCCAUCGAUGUAGUUCGAAUGUCAACAGUCGGAAACAUAAGUUACGAAUGUUUCGAAAACGAAUAUGAUAUGCCACUGGUGUUUUGGCAUAAGGCCAAUUUAGAGUCGAAAUUAGCGUUGAUCCGUUCUUUGAAUGAACAAGACGUGAGCAUUAAACGUGAACUGCUAACAGCUGGUUGCAAGUGGCUCUGGAGUUCGGUACCAGGGUUGAUAUUACUUGAAGUGUAUUUGGGAGACCAACUAAUUAAGUCUUUUAAAAAGCGAGGAAAUUUAUACUCUUCAAUUAUAACUAAAACCAACAGUACGCAAUGGAGGUGUGAUAAUAGCAGUUUUGUAGAACAUGUAGAAGUCAGCUUUGAAAAUAAAAUCACUGUUAUAGUUGAAGCCAAUUUGUCGGCAGUGACGAUCAAUCAGUGUGAGAAAUCAGAAGAACCAAAUCCAUUCAAUGGGACAAACAGGUGCCAUCGUACAACCAACUGUACUUACAGGCCUGGCGAUCGGCCGUUUGUUGCUGGAAAUUACUGGUGCGUGUGCAAACCGGGAUAUUAUUCGGCACUAGAUAAGUUUGAUGGGGCACUAGUUGAAAUGGCUUCGCCGGAAGAAAUCGAUAACAAAUAUUCGUGUCACAAGUGCUGGGAAGGAUGUGACGUUUGCGAUGGUCCUGAGAGCUGUAUGGCCAAAUUCAUGUGGACUCAAAGAGGCACGUUUCUCGGUAUUACAGUUGUCUGUAUAAUAUUUACGGUGAUAUUGAUAUGGUUCGUCCACAAAAACCGGAGAAUCAAAGUGUUCCGAAUAGCAAGUCCGACGUUUCUGAUAAUCACGUUAAUCGGCUGCAUUAUUAUGUAUUCAGAAAUGGGAAUUAUGUUUCCUGAAUGCACCCAACAGUUGUGUGUGGCUACAAAGUGGACACGACAUUUUGGAUUUUGUAUAACGUACUCUGCGUUGUUAAUGAAGACUUGGAGAGUAUCGCUAACAUACAGAGUGAAAUCAGCACACAAAUUGAAGCUCACUGAUAAACAGUUGCUGCAGUGGAUGACCCCGAUAUUGGUGAUAAUAUUGGUUUAUAUGGGAGCUUGGACUCUUAGCGAUCCACCCCAAGCGGUAUUGGAAAAAGAAACGGAAACUAAUCUAAGAUUUUGGAGGUGUUCGAACGAUUGGUGGGACUAUUGUCUGGCAGCUGGAGAAGUGCUGUUCUUGGCGUGGGGAGUUCGGGUAUGUUACGUCGUGCGGAACGCAGAGUCAUUUUACAACGAGGCGCAGUCCAUCAACUUUGCUAUCUACAACAUAUGCUUUGUGAACAUCAUCAUGAUGACGAUACACUUUUUUCUGUUUCCCGACAUCGGUCCCAACUUCAAAUACACAUUAGGAUUUAUUCGAACGCAAUUGAGCACUUCAGUGACCAUAGCUUUGGUGUUCGGUUCAAAAGUUGUGAGAGUAUUGAAUGGCCAAGGUGACCACUGGGAUAACAAACAUCAGGCAAAAGGCUUAGUGUCAUAUGAAAUGAGUGAUAUUUGUGAAGAAACUAACGAUUUACAGACAGAAAAUGAAGAACUCAAAGAAGAAAUAUUCAAAUUAGCAACGCAAAUAGGCGUGUUGAAAAAUUCAUUAUUGCAUGUGAACAACAGACACUUGAGGAAGAAUGGUUGUCAGAGUUGCAAUCCAAUUGCUUCGAAUCAACAGAGCCCUACAAGUAAAACGGGUAGCUUUUUCAAAAGUUUGGGAUCUAAUAGCUGUUUAGCGCCUUCAACAAGCUCUUAAAAACUGUAUACAAUAUGUAAAAGGAAAUACAGGAUUUUUAUUAUUAAUAAAAUAUUUACUUUACAAAUAUA